Sphaeramia orbicularis (orbiculate cardinalfish) is the source of this 2631-nucleotide messenger RNA. RefSeq names its product protocadherin gamma-A11-like. The transcript has a single exon. Gene Ontology annotation, cellular component: plasma membrane. NCBI's taxonomy places the organism in Eukaryota, Metazoa, Chordata, Actinopteri, Kurtiformes, Apogonidae. The record is from RefSeq and is a predicted model, not a curated record. Gene Ontology annotation, molecular function: calcium ion binding. Bases 211 to 2631 code for a protein of 806 amino acids. Gene Ontology annotation, biological process: homophilic cell-cell adhesion.
AGCAAAAGGAAGCGUACAGAAUACGACAAACGGAGUAAAAUACAUUUUUUCUGGAGAUAUACUAUUUUUAUUUGUGCUUCUUUUUUAAAUGUCUGUGUGAUUGCACACAAUCCAACUGCGAAAGGAUUAUUACACUAGAACAACGCUCAAGAUAGUGAAGGAUUUUUUUUUUUUUUUGCGGUUUGCGUUAGAGUCACGACGGACAGAACAAUGAGACGGCGAGUGUUGCUGUUUAUCUCCCUUUUCUGUAUUACUUCAGUUUCUGGGCAGGUCAGCUAUUCGAUUCCAGAGGAAAUGCCUAAAGGCUCUUUUGUUGGUGAUAUUGCACAAGAUUUAGGUUUGGAUGUGAAACGACUGAAAUCGGGAAAAGCUCGCAUUUACACGGGUGACAGUGCAGAAUACAUCGAGUUAAAUAAAGACAGGGGAGUCCUUGUGGUUCAGCAGAGGAUUGACAGAGAGGUAAUCUGCGCACACACGUCGCCCUGUGCUUUGCAUUUUCAGGUUAUUUUGGAAAAUCCAAUGGAAUUUUAUAGUAUUACCGUCGAGGUCACAGAUGUUAAUGACAACGCCCCUAUGUUUAAAACUGGUGAGAUGAAAUUCAGGAUAAGCGAGUCGGCGGUCACAGGAGCAGUGUUCUUAUUACAGCAAGCAAUAGAUCUAGAUGUCGGUAUUAAUGGGCUUCAAAGUUAUUUAUUGAAACCAACCGAUAACUUUGCUCUGAGGCUACAAAAUCAAGUCGAUGGAAGCAAAAUGGUUGAAAUGGUUUUACAGAAACCUUUAGAUCGAGAAAAACAGGAUCAUUUGUCCCUUAUAUUAACUGCAUCAGACGGUGGUGAGCCGCAACUAUCUGGCACAGUACAAAUACAAAUCACUGUGUUAGACAGUAAUGACAAUGCACCGAUUUUUACGCAGAAAAUAUAUAAGUCUACAAUAAAGGAAAACUCACCAUCGGGUGCGCAAGUAGUGUCUGUUAGUGCUUCAGACCCAGAUGAAGGAUCUAAUGGUAAAAUAUCUUAUGCUAUAUUAAAUCUACUCGAUAAUGUAGCCGAAUUAUUUGAAAUAAACAGAGAGACAGGAGAGGUUAGACUAAUAGGAAACACUGACUACGAAAAGAAACGACAGUAUCAAAUAAAUGUCCAGGCCAGUGACGAAGGUGGAUUAACUGACACGUGUAAAAUUAUAGUAGAUAUAACUGACACAAAUGACAAUACACCUACAAUAAACGUUAUGUCAAAGUCCAGUGACAUAAAAGAGGACAUACGGCCUGGGACCGUUGUGACAAUGAUUAACGUCCAAGAUUCAGACUCGGGGAAAAAUGGAAAAGUUCAUUGUUAUAUGAAUGAAAAUAUUCCAUUCUCAAUCUCAUCAACGUCAAAUAAUUUCUUCAGCUUGAAAACUGAAGGUGAGUUAGACAGAGAGAGAGCCUCAGAGUACAAUAUAACUGUGACCUGCUCUGAUGAAGGAGUACCCUCCCUCUCCAGCAGCGUCACUCUCACCUUACAGAUCUCUGAUGUAAAUGAUAACCCUCCUGUCUUUGAGAGGAGCUCAUAUGAGGCCUACAUUGUAGAAAACAACACACCUGGUCUCUCUAUAUUCACUGUCAAAGCCACAGACUCUGAUUGGAACCAGAAUGCCCGUGUUUCUUACAUACUGGAGGACUCCUCUGUUAACGGAGUGCCAGUCUCCUCAUAUGUGUCCGUUAGUGCUGAUAGUGGAGUCAUCCAUGCAGUGCGUUCUUUUGACUACGAGCAGAUCAAGGAUUUCAAGUUUUGCAUCAAAGCUCAGGAUGGAGGCUCCCCUCCACUCAGUAGUAAUGUGACUGUGAAAAUAAUGAUCCAGGACCAGAACGAUAACGCCCCUCAGGUUCUGUACCCAGUCCAGACUGGUGGCUCUCUGGUGGCUGAAAUGGUGCCUCGUUCAGCAGAUGUGGGCUAUCUGGUCACUAAAGUGGUGGCAGUUGAUGUGGACUCUGGACAGAACGCCUGGCUCUCCUAUAAACUGCAGAAAGCCACAGACAGGGCGCUGUUUGAGGUGGGCUUACAGAAUGGAGAAGUAAGAACUAUCCGCCAAGUCACUGAUAAAGAUGCAGUCAAACAAAGACUGACUGUUAUAGUGGAGGACAACGGACAGCCCUCUCGUUCAGCUACAGUCAUUGUUAACGUGGCGGUGGCGGACAGCUUUCCUGAAGUGCUGUCUGAGUUCACUGACUUUACACACGACAAGGAGUACAAUGAGAACCUGACUUUUUACUUAGUGUUGGCUUUGGCUGUAGUUUCCUUCCUUUUCAUCACGUGUGUGGUGGUCAUUAUAUCAGUGAAAAUCUACAGAUGGAGACAGUCUCGCAUCCUGUAUCACUCCAAUCUGCCAGUGAUUCCAUAUUAUCCACCACGUUACUCCGACACUUUGGGGACAGGGACUCUCCCACACGUGUACAACUACGAGGUGUGCAGGACGACUGACUCCAGAAAGAGUGACUGUAAGUUUGGCAGAGCUGGUAGUCAGAACGUGCUGAUAAUGGACCCCAGUUCAACAGGGACGAUGCAGAGGAUACAGAGUGAAAAGAGCAUCCUGGAUGAACCAGACUCUCCUCUAGAGGUGAGAUAUAAUGCACAAAAUACGUUAGUUUAUUGA